CACGCUAUUGGGGGUUCGGUGGUAAUUUGUAGAAUUUCGAAACCAUUGGUGAAUCAGCGAACGCAUGCGUCCUUGUGGGGAUUCCUGCUUCAGGAUAAGUCUUCUCCUCCUGCUGCGUUAGCAGGCUCAUAAAAUAUCGAGCAGUAUCCUUGCUGCAGAGCAGUUCCCCACCCUAAACUCACAGAAAGAGAGAGAGAUUCAUUCAUUAGUUUAUUUUAUCAUUUUCCUAAGCUACGUUUUGCAAUUAAAACAAAUUCACUUUGCGACUACCAGUUUUGCGAUUUGCGUUAGUGUGCUUCGUCCAGUGUUACAAGUUCUUUUAUUUGUUUGUUGAUAGUCACUGCAAGUAUAUAGAGUCGCUUUCGGUCAUUCUCGAAUUUGGCGAUUAUGCUGCAGAUUUUUUAGCAGUUGCUAAAACUUCCUCCGGAUUCGAUUGGGGUAGAAAACUCCUCAGCAGAGGCGUGUACCACUACGUAUGGCACGUUACCAAUUGACGAUUGACUACCGGCAAUCGCCGCCGUUCAGCCGCAUGAAAGACCCGAAAUAUCGUAUUGUGGGUCUCGCGUUAUUACGCAGACAGUUUCGCAGGGAUCUGCAAGAGUGGCACUCGAAAAGCAAAAGUAAAACAACGACGACUACGUCGGUAUUGACAUGCAGGAGGAAGCAUUGAAAGAAACCACCGCGUUAUCCGGUGGCAGUUUCUACGGGGUGAAUAUAAUAAACGGGAUGUCGCCGAUAACGUCGCCCCUGAAAACUCUCGGAGAAGAGAAUACGAAGUUGCUGAGGAACGGAAAGCAGCCAGAGACGGAGAAAGCGCCGUUGCACGUGCAGUUCGAUGGGGAUAAGCCCACGAAAGAGGCCUUGCCUACACCUCAGUGCCUAUCCAGCGGCUCCAGUUCAAGUAGUUCCAGCAGCAGCGAUAGCAUCGAGAUAACAGAAAGUAGGCCUCCAGAUGGAGGCUGGGGCUGGGUUGUUGUUGCCGCAGCCUUCGUAGUAAAUCUGAUCGCGGAUGGCAUCACCUUCAGCUUUGGAGUCAUCUUCGUUGAGUUCUUGAACUACUUCGGGGAGAAUCGCGGUAAAACCGCCUGGAUCGGAAGCUUGUUCAUGGCCACGCCUUUGUUAUCAGGACCAAUAUCAAGCUUCCUAACUGACAGAUAUGGGUGUCGUCGUGUUACGAUCGUUGGGGCGAUAUUGUCGUCCAGCGGUUUCGUAAUUUCCUCCAUGGCCAACAGCAUGGAGGUCCUCUUCCUCACUUUCGGAGUCUUAGCAGGAUUCGGUUUAAGUUUAUGCUAUGUGGGUUCCGUUGUAAUAGUAGCUUACUACUUCGAUAAAAGGCGAUCGUUCGCUACAGGCUUAUCAGUCUGCGGUAGCGGAAUUGGAACUUUCGUUUUCGCUCCGUUGUCCCAAAUGCUAAUAAAUGAGUUCGGAUGGAGAGGGACGACGUUGAUCCUUGCAGGACUAUUCCUAAAUUUGGCCGUCUGCGGGGCGCUGAUGCGCGAUCUGCCUUGGACGCCCAGUCACAAAGCGAAGAUCCUGAGGAAGAAGAAUAAGAUCCUGAAAAAACGCAAAAAUGGCUCAUCCGCUGACAGCUUUUCAGUUAGUAAUAGCACAAAUACAGGCAGCGUUUUGCAGCCGAUUCUAGAAGAGAAACUCGAAGAUACCUUGCUCGAUACAAAUCCGGAUCGAUUAAGUAACUCCAUGGUGAACCUUCCGACUUACGUGAAGAACGGCGAUAAAGUACCUAUCGAAGUGAUCGAACUGCUUUCCACGCACAAAAACGUGUACAAUGUGCUUCUGCAAAAUUACCCGAAUCUUCUGACACCAUCGCGUAGUUUUAGCGACUCGGGUCGUCUGAAUGAGAUCCAUCGUCAUCCGCCCAUCCAGAUCCAAUCCCCGUUAGCUACCACAACUGCCCAACAACAGCAACAACCCAAUUCAACGACUUCCGAUGCCGCUUAUCUUUGGUGGCUGAAGAGAAACCAAAUAACACCACCAAAAAACCCACAUAAGAAAAUCGCCACGACGGCGGCCUACUUGAAAGACAUCCGCGUGCACAGAUUGUCUUUGACUUACAGAGGAGCCAUGCUAAAUAUUAAUAGGUACAGAUUGAGGGCUUCGUCGUGUCCGGAUAUAUACAGGAACUCGAUGACAACAAUAGCUAAAGAGAAAAGCGACUGGCGAACAAUGUUCCGUGAAUUCAAAAUCCUUCUGGUCAACAUAUUCGAUUUUUCAUAUUUCUCCGACCCCAAGUUUCUGCUAUUCGCUAUUUCGAAUUUCCUUCUGUACUCGUGGUAUGACGUGCCCUACGUCUACUUGGCCGAUAAUGCGAUUAACAUGGGCUUCAGCGAAGACGAAUCUUCUAUGCUAAUUGGGAUUAUCGGUAUCGUUAACAUGGUGGGAGAGAUUAUCUUGGGAUGGGCAGGGGACAGGCCCAGCUGCAACGCCGGUUUAAUAUAUGCAGUCUGCAUGUGUUUCUGCGGUGCCAUUACCGCUCUGAUUCCAGUUUUAAAAUCGUACAGCGCUCUGGCCGUUGCCUCUGGCUUAUUCGGACUUUUCAUCGCUGCAAACUAUUCGUUAACUUGUAUAAUACUCGUGGAAUUGAUCACUUUGGAGCGAUUCACGAACGCCUACGGUCUCCUACUCAUGGUUCAAGGAGUCGCCAAUCUCAUCGGUCCACCUCUUGGAGGCUGGCUUUACGAUAUCACCGGAAAGUACGACUUGUCAUUCUAUUUAGCCGGAUUUUUCAUCGCUCUCUCCGGCUUACUUCUGGUGAUAAUUCCAGCUACGAAAAGGUAUCGUCGAUUCCAGACUCUCCAGCGUCAAGCCUCUUCGGAUGGUUCGAUUGGUGGAGAAGAUCCACCGAAGGAACCAAAGUUCUACAAUAUAUUGGCCUCAUGCAUUACCGGUCGUAUAGACAAGGCCAAAGAAACGCUUCCAGAAAACCACGUUUAGUUUGAUUUAGAAACCCAAGUAGGUCAAUUAACUAUUUUCAAAAUUUUGCACAUUUACUAAAAUCAAAUCGUUUCGGGCCAAAAUGAAAACAAAUGAAUCUUUCAAUCUAACUAGCUUAGAUACCUAUAAAACUCAGGUUUAUACAUGUAAAAAAAUAUUACUUAGGUAUUUAAGAUAUAUAUAAUAUUGAAUUGUUGAGAUUUUCUCUUGAAUUUUUGUGUUCAUCAUAUUUGCGUAUUGUACAAUUUAUUUGGAAUGUUUCAAAAUUGUUGAGAGAGAAACGGUGUAGAAAAAUGCCUAUAAUAUAUAUAUUAAUACAUUUAUAUAUAUAUUUGAGAAGGCGGAUGUUUUCUAGAGCAGGGCUGUGUUUAAUCGUUAGUAUAUAAGAAGAGUCUCCUAUUUCAAUCACUCGAGUGGAAAGGGACGUUUUUUGUUUCACGUAGGCUAUAUGAAAUAAGCACUGAUCAGAAUUGUUAGUAACAUAGUUUAGGUCGUAGCUAGAAAUUAUUUUUGAAUCCAAGUUUACGACACGAUAUUAUAUAAAAAAAAAUUAAUAAUAAUAAACAUGAAUUUUGUAAGCAUAUCUGUGAUUAAAACUAAAACUAUGCGGAAAUAUUUUACAUUUUCGUAUUAAAUUUGUACGUAUUUUCGUUUCCCCAUUUGAAUGUUAAUUUUAAGCGUACCAAGUGAAGAGAUUUUCGACAUAGUUGAUAGGUUUAACGCAGAACUGUAUAUUUCAUAGAUCAGUUACUCUCUUAGAUUCCUUAGAUUAUUGCCGCCACCAUUCGCAUUCAAAAUGAUGCGCCAAGUUGAAUUUUAAUUAAACGACAAUUUUUAUUUUAUAUAUAUAUUAUGUAGUUCCAUAACAUGAAUUUAUUGUUACGA
Messenger RNA from Nicrophorus vespilloides, 3837 nucleotides. RefSeq names its product monocarboxylate transporter 12-B-like. The record is from RefSeq and is a predicted model, not a curated record. Gene Ontology annotation, molecular function: monocarboxylic acid transmembrane transporter activity. Lineage: Eukaryota; Metazoa; Arthropoda; Insecta; Coleoptera; Silphidae. The transcript has 4 exons. Gene Ontology annotation, biological process: transmembrane transport; monocarboxylic acid transport. The coding region runs from base 652 to 2952 and encodes 766 amino acids.